Crotalus tigris (Tiger rattlesnake) is the source of this 4744-nucleotide messenger RNA. RefSeq names its product DAZ interacting zinc finger protein 1 (gene DZIP1). The transcript has 20 exons. Bases 310 to 2892 code for a protein of 860 amino acids. Gene Ontology annotation, cellular component: ciliary basal body; cytoplasm. Gene Ontology annotation, biological process: cilium assembly. NCBI's taxonomy places the organism in Eukaryota, Metazoa, Chordata, Lepidosauria, Squamata, Viperidae. The record is from RefSeq and is a predicted model, not a curated record.
ACGCGUUUGCACAGAAGUGGCUUCAGCAUAAAGCCAAUUCUACAAAUCCGUACCAUGCAGCUGGCCGCGCUUUGCUUCCUCGCUAAUGAACGGCGGAUCCCAAGUUAGUCUCAGCCACACUUCUGGAAUUUUACUCCUGGGGGAACAGAAGAGACUGCUUUAUUCUUCUACGUACCGGUCUUUCUCCCGGCCACGAGAACAAAACCUCCGCUUGCUCCUCCCCGCCUGGGGAUAAUCGGAUUGGAGGAACGAGAGGAAGGGGGAAAGACAGGCGGAAUCGCGGAACGCCCGAGCAUCUUAAGACGGGGGAUGCGCAAGAGCAGGAGGCGGGGUUGGGGAGCCGAGGAAGCCGCUUCUCUGGAACGUCGGCUGAUCCAGGCGGAGCCGCUGGCUCGGAUGGCGACAGCGACCUCCCCGCCGCCCGGGGCGGUCCUGCCCCCGUUCCAAUUCCGUCCGAGACACGAGGGCCCGGACUGGCGUCGGCUGAGUGCGGUGGAGGUGGACCGCGUGGCGGCCGAGGUGAACGUGGCGGUGCUGCAGGAGCACCUGGAGCACGUCACCUUCUGCAACGCCGGCCGCGAGCGCUGCCCGCACUGCCGGGGCCCCGCCGACCCGCUGCUGCUCAAGCUCCUGCGUCUGGCUCAGCUUUGCCUCGAGUACCUCCUCCACUCCCAGGAUUACCUCAGUGCCCAGGUCCGCGCCGGGCAGGAACUGCUCCGCUCCGCCGAUGCCCACCGGGACCUGCUGGCCAAGGAUGUGGCCCGCGGAGCACAGCAGAUCCAGUUGCUCAAGGAGGAAUGCAAACGCCGCAAGAAGAUGAUCGCCACUCAGCAGAUGGUGCUCCAGGCCGGGGCCACCUAUCACCAGUGUCAGUUUUGUGACAAAGCCUUUAUGAACUCUUCCUUCUUGCACAGUCAUUUGCAACGUCGCCAUUCAGAAGAACCAGUCACUGCAAGUCAAAAGAAAAAAUCACAGACUGAUAAACUGCAGGAGGAGAUCAACCAACUGAAGGAGCAGUUACAACUUACCAGGUCUCAAUUAGAAGCUGAGCAACAUGCCCAUAUAGUCAAACUGUCUAAGGAAUAUGAAGAACGCAGAUCCAAAGAGGAGGAGAUUCGGCACUUAUUUCACAAAUGGAAGGAAGAAGAAAAGGAAAAAUUGGCCCGUGAACUUGAGAAAGUUAAAGAGAUGUUUAUGAAGGAAUUUAAAGAAUUAACAGCAAAAAAUUCAGAAUUAGAAAAUCACUUGCUAGAGGUACAGAAAUCCAACCAACAUCUGAAAUCCAAUUUAGGCACUUUAAAAGAUACCACUGAAUUAAUAGAUGAGAAACAGCGGAUUGCUAUGGAUCAUCAGAAUGUAAUGCAGCUUCUUGAAAAACAGGAAGCUAAGUGGUCUUCUAAGGUACAAGCUCUUCAAGAAGAACAUGAAAAUGAAACAUAUCAGCUCACAUCUCAAAUUGAGAAGCUUAAAGCAUCAGUGGCUGAGGAUCUGAAUAUGAGCAACAUUUUCUAUAAGAAGAGGCUAGAAGAACUAGGACAAAAGCUGCAAGAACAGAAUGAUCUUAUUAUUAUCCAGAAACACCAGAUAGAAAAACUGGCUUCAAAAAAAACAGUAGAAAACUCAAAGUUAUCUGAAGUGAAAGCUUCAGUGCAAAAUGUUCAACCCAAAUCAAGCCCGUCAUCCAUGCAUGAUUUUGAAAUUGAAGCAGAAAAUCAAUCCAGUCUCCCAGCUAUAAGACUGUUAUCAAAAGAGCAUCCAGAAUCUGCAGUCCAAGAACAGGCCUUUUUGGUACCCAUGCUGGAGCCCAUAGAGGAGCUUCCAGAGAAUGAAAAAGAAAUAGAAAAGCAAGUGCCCCAAACAGGAAAGAAUAAGUCUCAUAUGAUAAAUACCUUGAAGAGUGAUCCUUCUUUAACAAAAGAACUGAGAACUGUUUUGGAGCAGACCCUAGCAGAAAAGUUGGAAUCCUUGGGAAUUAAAUCCGGAGUGCGCGGCAUCCCAAGUGAUCAUCUGAACAGAGUCUUAAUAUCUGUUGAGUCUGCUAGAGAAGAAAGGAAGAAACAACUGCCUGAUAUUCAACAUAUUCGAGAGCAACUUGAACGACAAGUCAGUUUCAGAGUUGCUGAAAGAUCAUCUUGCAGCAGAUUUCUUUCCAACCCUUAUCUUUCUUCAGAAGCUAAACACAAGGCAACUCGCUUAGGAACUUCUUUACCCACCGUUUUGCCCAAGCCAGUAAAACGUUCCUCCAUUGCCAAACAUUCACUCAUGCAAAGAAAAUUGCCUGCUGAAAACACAUCAACCCCAAAAAUCAAGAAGAAUAUGUCGAAGGAUGAAAUUUCUAGAAAACCACCUAGUACUGAAACUCCUCCAUUUAGCUCAGAAGAGGAAGUGGAGGAAAAUCACAUCAGGCACUCCUACAUCUCACCUGAAUUAUCUCUGCACAAGGCCUCCAAGGGCCACAGCAAAGACAACUUGCCAAGAUUUGCAUAUCGGAGUGAUAUAAACAUUCCUGAAGAUGAAGUAGAUCUUAAGCCAUCCAGAAGCAGAAGCUCUUUACUUCAAAAUGAAAUGGAUGAAAUGGAAAAGUUUCUCUUAAGCCAAAGAAAGGAAAGGAAACAAAUUGGAAGAAUUAAUGGUGGUUCAGCAUCUAUUCAAACAUGUGCCCAAGGAGUAAAGUUUACAGGCAUUGAAGAUGAGAAUGACUGGGAUUUAUCAUCUCUGGAAGAUGAAAAACCUUUGAAAGAUGAGAAAAAUAAGAAUGUAUGUGCUGUGUCAGUGACCCAUGAAUGGAGAAAACCAAUAAAGGAUGAAGGACUUCAAGAUGCAGAUAUCUCAAGCUCACCGAAAAGCAGCUUGGUCACUGUUACAGAUUGGAGCGACUCUUCAUAUAUUUGAUUGCGCAAGGAGGUUUAAUCUGAUUUCUGUCCUUUUUUCUUAUGGUGCACUAACAAGGAACUUUUCUUUACAAAACUGUGUCCAAAAUUUUACCUUUGAUCAAAUGCGAGCUGUUAAUUACUUCCAGCUAGUUCUCCUGGAAGAAGUAGUUAAAAAGUGUUGUACCAAUUAACACUGUCCUCUUUUUUUAAACUAUCAAAACAUAUUUAAAUCAUACAAAGACCUUAUAUAAACAUAUCUUUAUUGUAAUGCUACCCAGGAAGACUAAAAAGUUGGAAGAAGGUGGCUUUGUUUUGACUCCUGGCACUUCCAUGCAGUUACUAUCAUGUCUCCCCUAGUCCUUCUUUUCUCUAAUUGGCCAUACCCAAUUCCUAAUCAGUCUUCAUGUUUUUGUCCUUAAUGCCCUUCAUCGUCUUAGUUGCUCUUUGCACUUUUCCCCCAAAAUCUCAACAUCUUUUUUUAAUGCGACCAAAACUGGAUGCAGUAUUCCAGGUCCUACUAAGGAUUUGUAAAGCCAUACUAAUAGGAAACACUGCAAAACUAUUCCGUUUCCUCUGGCAUAACACCUGAGCUGAAAGUUCACUGCACAACUUCUGAAGGUCCCUACCAAAGACCAGCUGCAUCUGUUGAUGUAGCUGUUCUAUGUAAAAGGAAUCCCUCCUGUUGAAAGAUUAGCAGAUUUCCUUAAUGGUAAAGAAGUUGACUGUGUGGGAAUCCUGCCACCUGGUGAGCACAGGAAUAUUAGGGAUAAUAUCAGGUCACCUGAACUCUAUUUGGAGAUCGGUUGAAGCAACAUAGGAAAGAUGCAGUAAAAUGCUUUGCAGCACUUUAAAUUGAGCACAUUCAUUAUGUGUUUUGUAAUCUAUCAAAUAUGACCUCUUGCCUGGCCUUUGUGCUCAUCUGUCAUUGCUAUCAAGCAUGCAAGAGAAGACUUAAUAUGUCCCUGCUUUUGUCUCCUUCUGCCUCCUCUUCUUAUGAAGAGUAAAAUUGCUUUUUGCCUUGAGCAUGCAGAAAUAACUGCCCAAGGGGACAGGUGGAUCAAUGACCAUACCAGAUGCUAGCUCACUUAGUGUUUCAGGGCAUUUAACAACUUCAAUACUUCAUAGAUUGAGCCCUAGUAACCCUUAACAACCCUUCAACAAGCACAAUUUGAACUGAAUUGGGGACAGAGGGCAUAAAAAUAAUAAGAUUUUUUUAAAAAUAAAAUUAUUUAUUUUAAACCAGCUAAACAAUAAAGUUCUUAACGUUCUUUUAAUCCAGAAUAAUUACCAAAACUACAUUUCUGGUCUCAUAAAAAUGACUAAAAGGCUGUGUUCCUUUCUUAUACCUCAUUCUUUCCCAAAACAUUUUGUAUUUAGUUCUAGGCACAGGUAAGUGUAUCUGGAAACCCGUAUGUGCGUGCUCCAUUCCUCCAUCUUCUUGCUGAUGUUUAAAUGUACAAUGUUGUUCUUUGUAGUAAAAAAAAAUCUGUGGAACAUGCUAACUUUCAGUGGGUUUCAUAUCUUAUAAAAGCUCAAGAUAGGAUUGGUCUUUAACAGUAUAAUGUGUAUCAAGGCAGUGAAGCUUUGUUAAUAGAAGAAAAACAAGGAAAAGGCCAUUCCUACCUCACUAUAAUACUAUAGCAACCAGUGUAGUGGUUAGGCACAAGGCUAGAAACCAGGAGACCAUAGGUUUUAGUGUUGCUGUAGGCCCAAAGCCAGUGGGGGGGGGAAUGUGGGCUAGUCACUCACACUCUGUCCUUGGAAGAGGAAAGAAAGGGCAAACCACUUCCAAAACCCUUGCCAAGAAAAUUGCAGGAAUAAUCCAGGCAGUUGCCAGGCAUUAACUUUGACCAGAAGGCACAAAAAAAAAA